CAUAAACAGAGUUCUUCGUAGGUUCUUUUUUGUCUUUUCCCUCAGGAAUUCCUAAAAUAACUUUUCGAUUCUCCUUUCGAUCUUUCCUCAAUCAACAAAAAAACCCGUAAAUCGUUGCUUUCCUUCCUCCAAAUCAACACAAAAUCCAUAAAUAAUAGCUUUCAUUUGGUAGCCUUUUUGAUUCCUUGACCAAAAUUCUUAAAUAGUAGAAGAGUUGAAUUUCAGUUUUCUAAACCCUUUAAAGCCUAUAAAUUAAUUCCCUACAGUUUCAUUGGCAAUUGUUAUGGCUCAUUGGGGACUAGUAAUCGGCUUGGAAUUUGAUGCAUCAUCUAAGGAUCGGAGGUUGUUCAUUGCAGCGGGAAGCGUGAUUGCAAAAAUCCAGUCCGCCACAACUAGGUCUAUUGGGUUUUGGCUAAGGCAUGGGAGUCAAAAGGAUUUUCAGGUAAAUGAAGUUGACGAAAAUCUUUAUACAAUCUCUUUUCACACUGAAUCCGGCUUGAUGCUUAUAUUGGACAAUGCUACAAGGUCUUUAGGUGGUUUUUUGUUUAAUGUCAAGCAAUGGGAUUAUGGUACUGCCUUAGCUGAUAUUGACUUCUUCUUAGCCUUCUAUUGGAUUCAGGUCCAUGGUCUGAAUUUAUAUGAAUUUACCUAUAACAAUGCGGUUACCAUAGGUAGCUGCCUAGGUAUCUUGGUUAAGCAGAAAACCCAAUCCUGAACAAUGUCCUGUUAGGGGAUUUCUUAGAUGUAGAGUGCAAAUAGAAGUGCUAAAACCCCUGUUUGUUGGUUUCCGGUCUCACUCUAAGAAUCAGGAAAACAAAUGAGUAAAGUUGAAGUAUGAGAAACUAUAUGAUUUCUGCUAUAAGUGUGGAAGGGUAGGACAUUUGGAGAAAUGUGUGGGGAAGAGGGAGUCAUGUCUCCAGUGGAUCUUUCAUGGCCUAUGUAUAUAUAUGGGAAAUGGAUUAGAACUGCACAAUUGAAGGAUAACACUAGGGACUUGGAUAGAUUUAGGAACGUAUACAGGAACAGCUCUAAUAAUCUGAACUUGAUAUACCCUCCUGGUGUAAGCUCUAAUGGGGAGAGUCUAUGGUAUAAGAAGGUUUAGGACUUCCCAUCUAUUUCCAAUUUUGAUCUUCUAGUGGCUCUCCCACAAGUUUUUUGUGAAUCUAGCUAUCCAAGGAAGGACCCUAAGCAUAGAUUAAUCUUUAAUACCCCCCAAUCUAUUUCCAAAAAAUUUAUCCUCUUGAGUCUUCCAGAUUACAUAAAUCUGGUUUUUAGAAUAUGGACUGAUGAUGGUAUGCAUGCCCAUGUUGUCUAUGAUGCUAUAUGCUGUGUUUCAUUCGGUUUUUCAAAUUGAAUAUAUCAUGUUACUUAUGUGAUAGUUGCUUAUGGAGAUGAAUGUUGAGGGCUUGGGUUCCUUUUUAUUUUUGCUUUUAUAAGUGGAUACUUCUUGGAAUCAUUCAGUGAAAUUGAAUCAUUAAAUUGGAAUUGAAAGGCUUGUUGGAAUUGAAAAGCAUUCAUAGUUUGCACAUAUUAUGGAGGAGCCCUAGAAAAAUCGAAAACAUGAAGAACAAAAAAACAGAAACAAAAGAGUACAAGUAUUUUACUUUGCACUAGUUGUGGUUUUUGCAUGAUCUUUGCCAUAUUUAUCCCUUUUAUGUUAAGUGC
Messenger RNA from Rubroshorea leprosula, 1665 nucleotides. The record is from the annotation of a GenBank genome assembly. NCBI's taxonomy places the organism in Eukaryota, Viridiplantae, Streptophyta, Magnoliopsida, Malvales, Dipterocarpaceae.